AACGUACCUAUUUACUUUAUAGCAAUUUAUUUCACAGACAGGAUAAUAGUCAGUCCAUUACUUGUCGGAAAAACGAGCCCAUUAAGGGAAAGAUAAAUAAAUAAAAGGUUUUGUAAAUAGAUUCGGUUGUUGGAUUGGAUUGAACCGGAGAAAGAGUUUUUCAGUUUACACACAGCUGCGAUACUGUCAAAGUCUUUGUGGUUUUUGUUCAUCCAAAAGUAUCCAAAUUUUUUACUCAAAAAUAUAAAGAACAUUGGCAUUUGUGCAUAAUUUUGCUAAAAUCGAGCCCAAUAACGGAAAGGAGUGUGGCAGGUCGGGUUGGGUGUGGCAGGUCGGGUUGGGUGUGGCUAUAAAUUCGGACUUAGGAAAAUUUCCUAAGGAAAUCUCAAUUUGCUUCAAAACAUGGCGGACGUAGGAGUGACCGAUUUGGAAAAGAACGAGCCCAAGAAUAUCCAAGAGUUGACUCAAUAUAGUCUCCUUCAAAACAUGCAGGAUAAAUUUCAGCAAAUCUCGGACCAAAUAUUGAACCGAAUUGACGACAUGGGUGGGCGAGUGGAUGAGCUCGAGAAAAAUAUAGCUGAUCUGAUGACCCAAGCGGGGGCCGCUCCUACGCCAGGAUUUGACCAGCCACCUGGACCAGGAGGACCGAAUUAGUAUUCAAAUCAAACUGACUGUAAUCAGUAAUGUAGAGUGAAAAAUGAUCAAUUUCGUAUGGUUACUCCCUAUUUAGCUAAGUAAUAUUCACAAGAUUUUGUACAAUUUGCACUAACAAAAUUUAAUAUCGAUGCCACGCUUACGUGAAACUUUUUUCAUUUGUAUAAUCUUGUUAAAUGUGGUUUGUUGGAGUUUGCAUAAAAAUUAGUAAUAAAGAGGCUAAUAAAUCUUUGAAAAUA
Messenger RNA from Folsomia candida, 893 nucleotides. RefSeq names its product heat shock factor-binding protein 1. The transcript has 5 exons. Bases 403 to 654 code for a protein of 83 amino acids. Gene Ontology annotation, biological process: cellular heat acclimation. Gene Ontology annotation, cellular component: nucleus; cytosol. Gene Ontology annotation, molecular function: transcription corepressor activity. The record is from RefSeq and is a predicted model, not a curated record. Lineage: Eukaryota; Metazoa; Arthropoda; Collembola; Entomobryomorpha; Isotomidae.